Molecule: messenger RNA, 5899 nt
Organism: Paramormyrops kingsleyae
Lineage: Eukaryota; Metazoa; Chordata; Actinopteri; Osteoglossiformes; Mormyridae
Source: RefSeq, a predicted model, not a curated record
ACAAGAUAAACAAAGCAGUGAAACGUUUCAAAUCAGCAAAGUAAAUAGACAAAGUGGCGCUCCGCCCGCCCCGCUCCCACGUCUGCAGCUGGAAUCCCAGGGCAGCGAUCGUCGCACUACCUCGGCUCUCCGCGUCCGAAGCCGAGCCCAGCGUCACUGCUGGAAAGGGGCGGAUCUGCUCGUCGGAGGUGUUUUCCAGCUUUAAAAAGGCAGCCGUCUACCUCCUUGACAAGCUCUGCGUCACGCAAACCCAGAGUCACUAGAAAUCUGAAUGACAAUAUUAGCAGACAGAGAAAAAAACACCGAACAAUUCCUUCUCAGGAGCGGGAGCGGUUACUUUUCAUUUAGAAUAAAUCUAACUUUUCACCUACUGCCAAAUUCUCUUUGCAUUUUAUAUGAAAGUAUCGCUCUGCUGUCACAAAGUGCUUUGAAUAAUCUGACACUGUAAUAGUGUGGACAAAACCGUUUUACAUUCACUUUAUCCAGACUUUCCAGGUUUUUUUUUCUUAAUUUGUAGCAGGAUAAAUGGUGUCAUUUCUUUUUUCAUUUUUUUGAUAUCAGAAAUUACUUUGUAAUAUCGACAUCUUCGCCUGCGAAAAACGCCAACCUGUCGCUAAUUGAAUGCAGGAUAAUCGCUGUCUGCGAGUCUCCUCCAAGUUCAACUUCGGACCACUUGCUCCGCAGGCUGUGGGAAAGGAAACGGGAUUGCUCUUUCUCCCGUCUCUCGCCGCCAACAUGAAGUCGGCUGAAGAAGAUGCUUUCAGCUAUUCCCAGAAUGCCAGCAUGUCCCUGCCUCUUGGUGUAGGGAAUCCUUGCCUGUCUUCCCAGUUCCAUGGCCUGGCACCCAGUCCUGUCAUCUCUGUGUCCUCCUGCCACCAGGCAGCCUACGGGUUGCUGGAAGACACCGGAGUCUCCAGCUACUACCUGUCGCCUGGCCUGCGGCCCAAUGGAGGCCCGACCCUGGAGAGCCCUCGCAUCGAGAUCACGGCCUAUGGGCAGCUGGCAGAGGACGACGUAAAGGAGAGUCGGCUGCCGGUGAGCAGGCAGCUGAGCUCAGCAGUGAUGCUUACCCUGCCUAGCACCGAGGGCUACCGUGAUCCAAGUGGCCUGAGCCCUGCCAGUAGCCUGUCGUCGCGGAGCUGUCACUCAGAAGCGUCCUCCUAUGAGUCAGGCUUCUCUUACAACUACGAUAACUCGCCAGCCACCUCACCCUGGCAGUCGCCCUGCGUCUCCCCCAAGGGCCCAUCCUCGCUAGCCUCUUGUGCCCUGGGUGGCGGCUCACCUCGUCAAUCGCCCGCCGCUUCUCCCCGCCCCACCUCGCCUUGUGGAGGAAAGCGCAAAUACAGCUUCAGUGGCUCAGGGGGCGGGGCUCCCUGUAGGCGUGCCUCGCGCUCGGCCACGCCUUCUCCGCAGGGCUCACCUUGCCUCGGGGCUGGGGAUGACACCUGGCCACCGGACACCAACCGGUACACCAACUCAGCCAUUGUCGCGGCCAUCAAUGCUCUAAGCACCGAUGGCGCCGGUGACAUUUCAGAGGGCAUCCCUCUCAAGGCUAGGAGGACCAACCAGGAGUCUGGCCCAGGCAUGAGUCUGAAGGUGGAGUCUGGAGGUGAGGAGCUGAUCCUAGGCGAAACCCAAGAAGAUUACCCAAGCCCUCGACUGCCCUUCAAGAAAGAGAACUACAGUGGAGGGUUUCUUGAUGUGCCCCAGUAUUCCUACUCUUGGUCAAAGCCAAAACCCUUCAUCAGUCCAUCCCUCCCUGCACUGGACUGGCAGCUGCCCUCCUGCUCCGGUCCAUACAACCUGCAGAUAGAGAUGCAGCCCAAGUCACACCACCGGGCCCAUUAUGAGACGGAGGGCAGCCGUGGUGCCGUCAAAGCCCCAUCUGGGGGCCACCCAGUGGUUCAGCUCUACGGCUACAUGGAGAAUGAGCCCCUCACGCUGCAGCUCUUCAUCGGCACGGCUGAUGACCGCCUGCUGCGUCCGCACGCCUUCUACCAGGUGCACCGUAUCACUGGCAAGACCGUGUCCACCUCCAGCCAUGAGGUCAUGCAGUCUAACACCAAGGUGCUGGAGAUUCCCCUGCUCCCAGAGAACAACAUGCGCGCCAUAAUCGACUGCGCAGGGAUCCUUAAACUGCGCAACUCCGACAUCGAGCUGCGGAAGGGCGAGACGGACAUCGGGCGCAAGAACACGCGCGUGAGGAUGGUCUUCCGGGUGCACAUCGAGCAGGCCAGCGGCCGCACCGUGUCGCUGCAGGCGGCUUCCAAUCCCAUCGAGUGCUCCCAGAGGUCGGCCCAGGAGCUGCCGCUUGUGGAGAAGCAGAACGUGGACAGCUGCGUGGCCACUGGGGGCAAGAAGAUGCUUCUAAGCGGACACAACUUCCUGCCGGACUCCAAGGUGCUGUUCCUGGAAAAGGCCCAAGAUGGUCACCAUAUUUGGGAGACUGAAGCCAAGGUUGAGAAGGAGUCCUUGAAGGCAGUAAGUUUGACACAUACAACGCUGGUGGUGGAGAUCCCACCUUACCACAACCAGAGGAUAUCCAGCCCCAGCCAGGUCAACUUCUAUGUUUGCAAUGGCAAGAGGAAGAGGAGCCAGUACCAACGUUUCACAUACCUGCCCCCCAACGCUCCGAUGAUCAAAACAGAGCCCAAUGAUGACUACGAGCCCCAGGGGGUGCCAGCUCUCGGUUUGCCCCCCAGGCCUUACUAUGGGCCGCAAGGCCUAAGCCCCAUGAUUCAUGCCGACCCCAGCCCCUGCCUGGCGGGAGGUUACCCCGCCUGCCAGCAAAGGCACGGCGGGGCAAUCCCACCCUCCUCCCCCGGCUCCAGCCCCACGCUGCACGACCUGACCCCCGCCGCCUACCCCAGGUGCCUUCCGGCUGGAAGGUCCCCUGACCACGCUGUGCCGGCCCUGCUACCGGUGGCGCAGGCAGGCAGUCCGCGCGGCUACACCCCGCCCCUGCUCUUUUCCGCCGGCAGCCCCGUUUCCUCCGCUCCAUCUCCAGGAUCUCACCCCUCCACUCCGGGCCUGGCUCCUGAGGGUCCAUUCGCCCCACCCGCCACCACGCUGGCCAGGAAGACCUCUCCUGCUCUGCUGACCGACAGCGCCACCCCUCCCGCCCUGCCGCUGCCGGUCACCAUCAAGCAGGAGCCCCAGGAGCUGGACCAGAUGUACCUGGACGAUGUUAAUGAAAUCAUCAGGAACGACCUUUCCAGCAUCUCAGUUCACAGCCAUGCGUAGGACCAUCAGUGGUGGCCUCACUGUCCAUGACCUUUGACCUUUGAACUUUUGCCCUCACCAAGCCAGACACAGGAAGCACAGGAAAAGGGAAAGGAAUCGCGUGUCAGAUAUAUGGGUCACACUGACGACGCGCUGAAUCCUGAAGAUGCCCUUCUCUCCCUCACAUUCCAUGACGACUGAGGGACCCAUCAGCCUGCACAGUUUCCAAGGAGAACAUGCUUUUGAAAGUGACAUUGACUGAAAUUCAUAUUUAAAUAGGAAAAAAAAACACAAAAGACUAGAAAACCAAAUGAUCUGCCUUAAAAAAAGACUUCAACAAACCCAGUUUCCAGAGAACAUCACUUCUUCAUCACAAGCUGUCACAGUUGUAGGACUUAAAAUCACCUGGCUUCAUUUGGCUAAAGUUUCCUAACAGAAGCAGUUAGCCAAAGAAGUGCCUUACUCCACCAGCAAACCAGACAGAAGCCUAUUAUUUUAUAUAAUUUUUUAUUAUUAUUGAUGGUUAAGUUCUAAUGUUUACUGGAGAAAAGCUGUGUAGGAUUCACCUAAAUGGCCUUUGUUGUGAUAUUCCCUUGUUCCCUUGCUAAAGAUGUAUGUCUGAUGUGCUUUGUAUGUUUAUAUGUGCAAACUGUACCUCAAAUGUAUGCCUUAGCCAUGUAUCACAGCUCUUCCUUUGCUGAGCAGUCAACCCCUAGCAAUGUUACCUUCACACAGCCAUUCAGAACACCGUUCAGAUUUCAUCAGAAGGCGUACAGAAUCAUAGAAACCACACAAGCUCAGGUUGGCAGGAAACCAAAAUUACAAGCUAGACCUUCUGUGAUGACGACUGUUAAUCGUUACGGGACUCAGCUGCAGCCAAAGACCCAAGAUGCACGUUUUUACAUUUAUGAGAAAUAUGCAGUGUAAACUCAUUGACAUAAUCGUGUUCUCAGACUAAUUGUUUAGUGUGGUAGAACAGUUGCUAUGCCCAGUGCCUGUGCAGGUCCAGACCAAGAGACACCUGCCUGGAAAUCAGCAGUCUCUUUAAAAAUACUCCUUCAGGUUUUCCCAUUCAGCCAUUUUGUAGUACUUAAUGCAAGUCACAGAGCGUGUAAAUAAGCUUACUGCUGUGUCUUUUGAUAUAUCUAUUAAUAUCAGUUUUUCCUGCCUUUUUCUUCUGGAGGGGAAAAAUUACUAAAGCUGGCAAUAAUGGAUUUUCAUAAACCAAAGGAUUCUACUUUUGGUGAAAUUAUUGCUCAAGCUUCAAACCUUGGAUGUUAUGGAUGAUUGUGAUACAUCUCAAAGAAUGUAUGCACUUUAGAUAGUGAGCUCACACUUGACAGAUGUCCAUCUCACCGACCGAAAUGCCCCAGGACACGUCAGGUUGGAUUUUCAUCAUUGUCUAAAGUGAUUAUUGUGCAUUAGGUAUGUGUGUAUAUAUAUAUUGUCUUUUUGGAGCAUGCUGUUGUAUUGUUGAUCAUAUUUUAGCAUACAGUACAUUGAAUGGCUAACUAAUACACAGGAAUGAAGUGUUCGCCCAUAGAUUAUGUCAUAGCAUGGUUAUGUGUAGGUGAUCAGGAGUAUAGAUAUUGUGUUCAUCAUUCCAAGUCUCCUCUAGGCAAAACUGUAACUCCCACUCCAGCCUAGUCGGACCUAAGGUGAAAUGUACCUUCCUCUUCAAUAUGAAAUAUUUAUGGGAAUCUGAAGAGGUAAUGUAUAUUGUGUUUAUGCAUACAGUACGUCACAUCUUCAAGGAACAAUGCUGAGAUAUUUAAAAAGAAAAUACCAUAUUAAUCAUGUUUGCACAUUACUGUGAAGACAAGAAUUUGAUGUGGCCCAAAGAUGACUUACAGAUCCAUGCUCUACAGACCUGUCUCUGCCUUGGCUGUUGUAUAUUGCUAUCUUUGCCUUAUGGCCUAAUCGGGAAAUGACGUUAUAUUGGCCAUCAAGGCUUUGCAGAUUACACUGCAGGUUAUGAACAGAUAUGUAUGUUCAUAUCUUACAUACCCUUCAGACUGCCUUGCGAUGAUAUGUUUAAGUGACAGGGCAAAUUUGCCUUGAACACUGGAACACUUUUCCAUGUAAAAUUCUAGUAUGAAUUAUGUGUCCCAGUUUUCGUUUGCCAUUGCAUGUUGAAUGUAUUCUGUUUUAUCAGCUUCCGUUCAUCGGCCGCAAGGCUUUGCUUUAGCUGAAUUUGGUUUUUUCUCCUGUUUUUUGGCCCACCUUGUGAGACCUGGGUUAAACCUCUCCUUAUGCACAUUGAAAACGUUGGCAUGUAAAUAAGAUAGAGCUUCGACGGUGCCUGCUUAAAUGGGUAGAUGUUUUCUCUGAGUGGGGCUGAAGGCUGAGGAGUUCCCCUCUACACGCACUGCAUGCUGCUUUCCUCCCUGCAUGAGGUGCACUGGCGGGGGGGGGGGGGGGGAGCAGGGCGGCUGUGCAGCCACACAGCACCUCCAAACCCUCUGUCAUCAUGAGGACACCUGCUGGGUGCCUCUCAGAAGAAGCCCCUCUGUUUAAAGCACUUGUCAUACCCACCUCUCCCCAACAUACACCCAUUCUCCUGGAAGGAACAAUAUUGAAGUGUGUUAUUAUUACCUCUGACGGAUUAUAAUGCUGUUUGCAAAUACCCUGAACUUUAAAGUCUAUAUGCAAUAAAGCACAAAAUACUCUGUUGACA